UCCCUUGGAGAAGAGAGCGAGAGAGAGAGAGAGAGAGAGAGAGAGAGAGAGAGAGAGAGAGAGAGAGGAGGUUGGCACGGCACAGCAUUAGUGAGGAGUAGAGCAAGAAGAAACAAGGUCGAGGAGAUGGCGGAGCAUCAGCCGACGUCGCACACGAUUGUGAGGGGAGUGACGGCGGCGACCAUCGGGGGAUUGCUGCUGCUGCUGUCGGGGCUGACGCUGACCGGCACGGUGAUCGGGCUGACGGUGGUGACACCGCUGCUGGUCAUCUUCAGCCCGGUGCUGGUCCCGGCGACCAUCGCCGUGUUCCUGCUGGUGGCCGGCUUCGUCACCUCCGGCGGGUUCGGGGUGGCGGCGCUGUCGGUGCUCUCCUGGAUGUACCAGUACCUCACCGGCAGGCGCCCGCCGGGGUUCGACCAGCUGGAGCAGGCCCGUGCCCGGCUUGCCUCCAAGGCCCGCGACAUCAAGGAGUCCGCGCAGCACCGCAUCGACUAGGCCCAGUCCUCCUAAUUAAAUAAACGAAUCACCGCCCUCUUCCCCUUCACUUUCUCGAGUCAGAGCUUGCACUCCGCCGUUUGCUUCCCGAGACGUCCUUGGCGUUAUUCUUAUCAGAGUUUCUGUGUCUUGUCUGUGUCUUGUGGGUCGCCUUUUAUUUGCAGCUGUUUUCCCUGGUAGAGGCUAUCGUUGCAUGCUGAGGAUGACGGUGUUUAGUGCACUUGCUUUAGUUUGGUACCAGUUAUGAUGCUACUGCCGACAUUGUUGAAUAAAUUGUGGCUCCUGCUUGUGUGUCUUAUUAUAGACCUGUUUGUAUGCAAUUAUCAUGAUGUUGGAGUUGCUGUCA
Messenger RNA from Phoenix dactylifera (date palm), 841 nucleotides. RefSeq names its product oleosin 16 kDa-like. NCBI's taxonomy places the organism in Eukaryota, Viridiplantae, Streptophyta, Magnoliopsida, Arecales, Arecaceae. Gene Ontology annotation, cellular component: membrane; monolayer-surrounded lipid storage body. Gene Ontology annotation, biological process: lipid storage. The record is from RefSeq and is a predicted model, not a curated record.